Molecule: messenger RNA, 1022 nt
Organism: Leptinotarsa decemlineata (Colorado potato beetle)
Lineage: Eukaryota; Metazoa; Arthropoda; Insecta; Coleoptera; Chrysomelidae
Product: peroxisomal membrane protein 2
Cellular component (GO): cytoplasm; peroxisomal membrane
Source: RefSeq, a predicted model, not a curated record
UUUAUGUUUUUUUAUUUAUUUAUCUAAGUUUUAACCUUUAACCUCUUUUACUGGGGUCAAAAUUCAUUUUUUCGGAUAAAACUUACAACUCACAUUCCCGCAUUAACCACCAUAAAAAUGGUCCUCUCAAAACCUUUAGUUAAUGCUCUGAGCUUUUAUUUUGGACAUCUUUACGAACAUCCAAUAAGAACUAAAGCCAUAACUUGCUGUGCUUUGGCGACGGCUGGUAAUUAUGCUUCCCAGAGGUUGGCUGGUGCUAAAAUACUGAACUAUCAAAGUCUUAUUGCUUAUGGCAUCUAUGGAUUGUUUCUUGGUGGCACCAUACCUCAUUACUUCUACAGUUUCUUAGAAUAUGCAGUACCAGAAGAUGCAGCCUUUGCAUUGGCAAAAAAAUUAUUCCUUGAAAGGCUCGUAUAUUCACCUCUUUAUCAAGCAUUCACACUAUAUGUACUAGCAAGGCUUGAAGGAAAAGAUCACAAGACUGCUGUUAAACAGUUACAAGAUCUUUAUUGGGUGGUACUCUCUAGUAGCUGGAAGUAUUUAACUAUUAUUCAUUUGCUCAAUCUCAGCGUAGUGCCUCCCAUGCCUUACAUUUUCAUUGAAAUGCAUCGUUAUAUUUUGAGAUAUGAGAAACUAACAUCAAAAAACAAAUCCUUUCAUAACCUUCUUCUGCCAAUGAUCUGUAGCUGAUGUCUGUCUAUUGCGAGUUCUCACCACAAACUUAAUGGGGUUCUUUUGGACUAUCUACAUAGCAAAUCAAAGGCGUCAACAACAAGCUUCAAGUAAAUCAAAGUGAAAAUGAUUUUUUAUGAGGUUAAUAUAAUAUAUUUUAUGGGUUUUUGGGAGGAAGGAUGGUUACUUCAUAACUUUUAUUCACGGUGCUUUUGUUAUUGAUAAAAUGAUAUACAAAUAAUAAUAUUUUUUAGAUAAUAUUGUUUUACAUUCCUUAGUAAAUAUAAAGAGUUUUGUUGUGUAUAUUAUUAUUAAUAAAAAAUAUAUUGUUAUUAAAAAAAUAUGUGAUA